AGGGCAUGCGGGUAGGGACACACCGUCAAUAGACUCAAUAUGGAGAAUGCGUGGUUCUCUGAGUUCGAAGAGGUCCUUACUCGAUCGCUCUCGGCCUGGGGGUUAUUUCAGUGAUGCCCCUUAAAAUGGCGAAAUUGCUAGUAUGGAUCAUUGAUUUGUCUUCUAAACGCGUGCAACCAUUUGUAGGAUAUUUGGAGUUAUGAUAUCAGCGUGUGUAUAGCGACAGGGAUUGGUGUUACUCCGUUUGCUGCUAUCAUCAAUGAACUCAGGUAAGAUGUAGAAAGGUUCUCUCAGAGGUCGAGGCAGGUAUGUCCCUAGUUUGAAUUUCAAAACCCUCGCUUUGUUUCGCCUAUUGAGUAGAGGAAUUUUAACCUAAGAAAUAAAUAAAUAAAAUACCCUUAAUAAAUAAUGUGAUAAGUGGUAAGUAUAGUCUGCAAAUACAGCCAUUUUUUUUCCCGCCCCGCGUAAACUCGUCCCUAGCGGCGAGGAGCGAGGAGAGAUGGCUGUAUUGGCAAGCGGCUAUGAUCCUAAGGCUUUUUAAGUUUUAAAGUGAUUAUUUCUGUUCAUGCAGCGUUUUAUUUGGUCGUUGUCUAUGAUGCACUUAACAAAUAGAUCAUGCUUCCGUACGUCUGUUCAUUUAAAUAUAUCACAUAUGAUGUUAAAAAGUGGUAAGAACAAAAAAGUGCGAGUGCGUCACUGAUGACAAAUAUUAUUGUUAAGUUGUUUUGUUCUUGGUCUUCAGAACAUUAACAUCUGCUGGUGGACGGCAUAUCAAGCUAAAGCGAUUGUAUUUUUUGUGGGUGUGAAAACAUAUUGAGUCCUUCCAGUGGUUUGUGGACCUUUUGCAUUCCCUUCAUGACGAGGUGAGAUUUCAUUGGCCAUCCAUGGGAGACAUAUAUGUUAUUCACCAGCUAUUUUAGUAGGUUCGUAUUGGGGGAAACUGUGCCCGAGGUCUUGAGUACCGCCCGAGGGCACAGUUUCUCCCAAUACGGACUGACCUAGGCCGGUGAAUAACAUUUUUAUUUUUUUCAAACUGAGGUUUAAAAGUUUCAGCAAAAUUUUGCUUCAGCCUCUAACCUAUGUGUGUUGAAGUAGGACACAUUCGAGUUGAUGAAGCGUCCGAUUGAUUGCAAACCAAAACAAAACAUUACAACAUGAUUAAUAUUUUUAUCUUGUAAUUUAUAUAAUUUAUCACAACUAAGCUCUCUUCUAGAAUAUAAAGGUUUUUGUGUCUUGGUAGAUAAUUCAUAAUAUGAGUGUCAACAAGAAUUGACGAACUUGAUAUUAGAUGCCACAGGAAAAAAAAAUACUGCAAAGAAUUUCUUGGGCUGAGUAAUUACCUUUUUAACAAGGGUUUAUAAAAAGGGCUAAUUACACAUACCAAUCUUAAAGAUUUGAAUUGAAUUCGACUCAAAAAAGGCGAUGUGGGUAACAAGUAUAAAAACAAAGAAAUGAAAAUGGCGAUAACCGACUGCUGGAAUUGUGAUUGGUGUUGUGCAUUCAAGUCUGAUUAAAAGCUAAUUAAAUCGGGAACAUUGACAACAACCUUUUCUGAAAGGUAGAAAACUAGCAAGGCAAAAUUCAAUGAAAAACGGCAGAAUCUAGAUUCAGACAGCAAAAAGGGAAAACAAAACUACAAACAGAGCAAAAGUGUCGAAUAAACGGUGCAUAAAAGCAAGAUUGCAGUAUUUACAGCGUAGGUUAUAAAUCUAGUGAAGCGACAUCACGAGCCGCCUGUUUUGCUUUACUUCAGCGGUGUUCCUGCGGUGAGUGGGUGACUUGCUUGAUUCUUCCUUCAGAUUUCUUGUCUGACUUAUAAAAUUCACUUUUUCCUAGCUAAUGCUUAUAACAGAGCAAGUUUUAAAAGAGAAAUGGUUUAACAAUCACGGGUUUUGCUCAUUCACAAACAACAAACAAACUUGUGAAUGAAGCUGCCAACGAUUCCGACCGGGUUAGCCGGCAAGAUCGUGAAAAACCGCCCGCUCUCGGAACCAAUCAGAUUGCAGGAUUUGGAGGAUUCCGCCUGCUCGCAAGCUUAGAAAAAAAUAAAAAGAUUUCUUUAAGUUUAAAGAAAUGAGACUUUACCUAUAUCAUCAACCUAAAGAGAAGAAAACUACAACAAAAUAAAUGGCUUGCGUAUGCUUCAUGCGGCAAUCAUAGAUCGUCAUAAGUAAGUGGACUAUGAUCGAUUCCGGGUGGGUAUAUUAGUGAAAACAACUGCUGUGGAAAGUUUCUGACGUUUGGAUAACCUGUGCAUGCGCAGUACUCAUCUUAGGAGUCAGAAAAGGUUGCAUCUCUUACCAACCACUUCAUCUCUGCUGGUCGAUCACUAGCAUUGGUGUCAGCCGUAGUUUGACCGUUAUUGCAACCUUGUGUCGGUUAAUUGGUCAAAAACACGUGAGGACUGAUCAAAUAUAAAUGGAGAAACUCAUUAUUAAAAACGCGGAAUGUUGAAUAAGGUCUCGGAGCGAUAUACUGGAAGAGAUAAACUUACCGACGCCGAAUGAUAGGCAGACGAUGUAUUGAAUAUGAUGAUGUCACGUGGUCCUACUCGCAACCAAGAGCCAUAAUGGGACUUAUUUCGAUUGCAUCGUUGACGUUACAUCGUUGAUUAACCAUCACUUAAGUAUAUAAGGCAAACCACUGGAGCCUUCUCGUCAUCUUCGUAGUUUAUUGUAGUUGCAUACUAUUGAAUAACUGAGGGUUCCUUCGUUAUCUUGUUUUACCACGUUCUUAAUCACGUGGUCAAAAUUGACGUUUGUCGGUUUGCCCGGCGUAAACGUCUGAUUCUAUAUUAAGAUGCCUAGACGGCGACGCCAGGGAAAACGUUGCUUGAACUUGAAAUUGAAUUCACGUUCUUUCAAUAUUAAUGGAGAUUAUUCCGACUCACUUAUUUGGUCAAACGUAAGCCAACUCUCCUGGAGUUGAAUUCCUAAGAGCCUUAUCCAAGUUCAGGAAGAGCAAGAAAAUUUCGUUGUUGCUUGUCUACGUCCUCCAUAAAACGUGAAAUUACUCAUUUUCUAAAUGUCUUCAUAGUCGUUCAGUGACGGCAAGGAAAUGUAGCGUGAUACACGUGCAAAAUUGUUUUGCUUAUCAAACCUGUUGCUUUUUUGGGGACGGACUAUUAGAAAAGUUAUGGGAAGGGGGGGGGGGGGUAGGGGGGGAAUUUUCAAGCCGCAGAAAUUUUUUUCGUUAUCAACUUCCUUGUAUGAAUUUCUUUUAGGCCAUAGCAUGAAUAUUUUUUAGGGUUAAUUGGCGUGCAUAAAUUUGUUUUUCAUUUAAUUUUCCCUUGCGCGAAGAUGUUUUUUGUACUUCGCCCCUCCCCCCCUUCAUAAGUUUUCUAAUGAUCCUUCCCUUUGAUGUUCGCGUUGCCGUCGCUGUCAUCGGAUCUUCCACUACCCGCCAUCAUCGUGUGCAAUCGCCGAGAGAGGACAGCCAAAAAAAAAGAUUCGUGCGUUUUGUGAAUAGUCAAGUAUGUGUGCUGUAUUCUCUUAUUUGCAGCUGUGGGAAAGUAACCGACCAGAUUUCCUCAUAUGCAACUUUUACGUUACUUGCUCCGGAUCACAGUCGAAUGAUCAGGUAAUGAAUGAGGUGGCAUUGGGGAUUUGAUGUUUACUUGGCUGUUUCAAAACAGAGUUUUACUUAAAUCGAAAGAGGUUUAGUUUUAUGAGCAGAAACUAAAACCAAAACAGUCGUAUUCUUGGAUUUUUGGGGGGUUCUGUAGUUGCCAAAUGGUUUCCUUGCAGCUAAACGGUAACACGGGACAAAACACCUGGCUGAAGGGAAGCAUGAGAUGGCACCGCGGCUGACUCCUCCCGAGUCGACUCUUUUUGAAUCGCAAAAAUGAACUCAACAGAUCAAACCCAUGGCCUCAUCUGUUCACAUCAUCAUUCUCUGUUUCAUUUCUUUCACGGGUUAAAGGGACAGGCUCACGGUUCAGGGCAUGCUUAUUUAUCAAAAUGCUGUUUUUCUGUCAGGACACGCUGUAUCGUUUAUGCAAGCAAUAUGAUCAUCUCGUCAUGAAAGCUGCGCAAUAUAAAUUCUUAAUUCUCUGAUCAUGUCAUAAUGUUAUCAAAGAACCAAUCUGCACACUCACCAGCCAAUCACUUGCACUUGAUCAACUUAAAUAUUUGCAAAUAGCUGUAAAUUAAUCAAACAUGGAAAUUAAAAACCUUCGGGUCAACAUUAAAUUCAAAGUUGGUACUGUGGGCAUAAUCCACUAAUUUUUCUGCGAUUUUAAUAAUGAUAAUAAUAAUGAACUUUAUUAAAGUCUCAGGUCUUAUAGCUCAGGCACAGUGACUUACUAAUUGGGGAGACUCCUCCUUCCUACUUCAGGUUACUCUGAAUUACCUUUCUACUUUGAAAUACACUCUGAGAUCGCUGAGAUACAUGUGAGUGGGAUUAUUAACCGAUAGAAUUAAUAAUAAAUUGGAAAAAAGUAUUCUAAUUAAUGAGCAUGCGCUUUACCGUGAACCUGUACCUUUAAGAUGAACUCAACAAAUUGCCCUACUCCCAAUGUACGGGUUUUCAUAGCUCCACUGGUUAGAGCACUGCAGCGCUAACGAGCAGAGGCUUCAGGUUCGAAUCCAGUUGAAGUCCCGAAAUUUUUUUCGAGUUAAUUUGCAAUUGCUUAAAUUGCAAUUACUACUGCGAUGGUCAUAUCUUCCUUUAAAAAAGAGAAUGCAUUAUUUUCGAGCGAACAUGUGCGCGAAAGUUCCAAGGCAGAAUCAAUCUCGAAACGAUUUAACUUGAAGGUAUUGUGAGGUAACUAAUAUAUAGAUUUAGCCAGGGCUAAAAGCGAGGCUCCCAUCGGUAAAUUUAUAAUUUAAAUUAAACAAUAAACUUGUAUUCGAAUUCCACAAUUCAGUUAACUUUAGAGCACAUUUAUGUGACUUUUGAGGGAAAGGCUACCUGAUUUUAGAGAAAAAUAAUUUGCAAACAGCCCAAGAGUGAACCAAAUCUUACAUCGAGUUGAUAGCCUCAUAUGUACACUCAAAAACUGGUAAUCAUCUUUUAUCACAUUUAAGAGACGUAAUGGCUAUUGAUCACCGUAGAUCAAUUAGGCUUAGAAAAAAAAUCAGGCCAACGUUUUGGCGUUCGACAAGUUUACUUUGCAAAAUCUUGCCAACAAAUCUGGGCGCGUGUAAACCAACCUUUUAUACCAUGGACAGAAAGCAGUAUUUCACAAUACAAAUUGCUCUCAUUCAAUAUUCAUAAACUGUUAAAAAAAUUUUCCAAAAUCACCUAUACGGCCAUCCGGUUCUCACUUUUGUAGUGCGAGCUGUAGCGAGUGUUUGAAUGAACAUUAACAGAGUUACGCUCCAAGAUAAUAAAGAAUUUAUCAUGUUUAUUUUUUAUUUGAUGGUUUAACGCGCGGCAUUUUGAGAACUCCUGCAAGCGAUGUUCACUGAACGACUGAAAACAAUCGGCAUAGCGAUUAAAAUUGCAAGAGAGACUACUAACAAUCAAUAAAAGAAAUAUAAUUCGGUGAAACAUAAACAGAGACAACAAUUUUCAUUCAGGAAGACAAGUAUUAAAGUGUCCCUAAAUAUCCUGAGUCUUCAAGCUUCAAGCUUAAGUUUGCUGAAGUUUAUGUUUUAAGCCAGCUUCCCGGUGUUUGUUUUUUCAAAGACGAACUCGAGGCAAGAAAAUCGCUCAAAGCUUUCUUUUCCGGCCAGAAUUAUAACUAAAGAUUCUUUGGAACAUUUUCUUUCUAUUUGCGGUGAGAAACUGUCUAAAGGCUUUUUAAAGUUCUGUAAGAUUAUAUCAAACCAGAUACUCGGUGAGAUCGUUGUCUCAAAUCUUACAAACGCGCAUAAACUAAAUUCCCGCAUAAACUACGCUCCACUUCAUUAAAUUAGAUACAAAAAACAAACAUGAAAUACAAUAACUUCUCUGGCUUACCAUUCGAGAUGCAGCUCCUGAAAGUUAUCAGAUAAAGCCAGUAUCGCUUCAGACUUUGCAAUCCUCUUACGCAUCAAGCAUGGUAAAAACGAAAACGAUGCCAUCCGAAAUCGGAUUUCCGACUUUGACAAGCGACGUUUUCUCAACCAAAAACCCAAUAAACAAACUAGCCAUGAGUAACAGAAGACUCCUGAUAGCAGUUGAAUUUCAUUUUGUACAUCCAGUGGAAAAAGACAGUUAAAAACAUCACAAGUUGACACAAAACUCUGUCAGCUUCAGCUGUUAAAGUAAACAAGAUUCAAGAUGCUGCAUAAAUUUUGCGCAUGAACUCACCUGUCAAAUUUUGACCAAUCAGAGCAUAAAAAUUGGACGUAGAGCGUGACCAACGCGUGACCAUUGUGAGAAAAAACAAAAGCAACUGUCUUCCCUGCCUGUAACAGCUGGCUGAAUUUUCACGUCCGAGGUCAGUUUGCAAUCAAAAUUUUAAUUGUGCAGCACAUAAACACAACAUAUUUCAUAUGAAUUAAGAAAAAAAUUGAACUUGAGCCUGCGAUCACUUGAAAACUAGUUUACUUGUCAGCGGAUAACUGCAAAAAAUACUUGACCUCGACGGGUCGACACCUGAGCCCGCGAUACGGUCAAGUGAUACUGGUCAGCGGGUACUCUGUUUUGACAGCUGUCAAUUGAUCAAAACAUUGAUGUCCAAUAUGUCUGCAUUAUCAGUUUUCCUGUGCUCCCAAACUAGUAAAAGUAUGAGAUUGAACGUUGUUCGCGAUCUAGUAAAACAGUUAACUGGUCAGCGGACAGCUUCCAAAUAAAUCACGUCACCUCGAUGAGUUGACACAUGAGCCCGCGAUAUGGUCAUGGGAUACUGGUCAGUGGCUAUCCUGUUUGGACAGCUGUCAAUUGACCAUAUUGUUAAUGUCCUAUAUUAAAGAUGUGGACUUGCCAAGACACGCCUGAGACACCCCUCCCUACCUUUUGAUAGUCUCCCCUACCCCACCCAUACAAUCUGUAGACGCGUACGUACGUACGCUCGGUCAAUCACGUGACAACCAAACGAAAAGAGGUUGACCAUAUUCCAUGGGUAUGGGGCUCUGUCCCACGCGCGCUUCGCGCGCGCGGGAGCCCCGCUAUUAUGACGUAAACAAACUGAACAGCGCGCGUAUAGGUAAAAUCUUUGCUCGUUGGCCCUUAGCGUUAGCUAUAACUAGUAUAAGUUUGGGAGACGACUGGGGACACCGUGUAAUUGAGAAAAAAAACUAAGACUACAUCAUUUUUAAAAAAGGCUGAUUUCUUUUAUUUUGAAGGUCACUAUUGCGUUUCUUGUUCGGUGUUUUUGUGCCAUGAUGGCAAAAAAUGAUUUUGCUGUUUGGCUGCAAAGGGUCCAUUUAAUAUGAGUAUUAAAUUCACGCUACUGUUUUGUAAUGUUUGCUCUCAAAAAAAGAAAAAAAUUCUCUUCACUUAAUUUAAGGAGAAACAACAGACUUUCACGUUAAAUGUUGGGAGACGAUAUAAAUGUUUUGCAUUCUAUACACCUUUGGAUUAGUUAUCUAGCAUUUUAGCUAGAUUUCUUUUAUAGAUUUAUAUGUUUUGUUCUCUUUUGUUUCUUAGAUACAUAAAAAUUUGUGCGAUGGCUGGCUUUUGAGCAGACUCCAUAAAAACAAACCUUCAUGGAAAGCAAUGUUUGAUCGAGUUAGCAGAGAAAAUCCCAGGUAUAAUUUUCUGACAUCACGUAAAUAAAAUAGAUGCAAAAUAAAAGGUGCUGUGCUUAAACAAGAAGUUGAGCGAGGUUCAUCUCUAAGCUUACGAGCGACCUGUCAUGCAUUGCCCCUAUUUUAUUUGCGGACGUAAAUUUUUCGCACGUACAUACGCAAAAUUACGCGACUCUGGAAAUCAACCCUUAGGGAGAGAACAGAAUUUCAUCUGCUAACAACUCAUAGAGCCUUAUGUGACACCCGCUGGCCGAGCUAUUUAACUCUGGAGAGAAGCCAAACUACCAGAGAUCUACUCUAAAGUGCUAUACCGCAACUAGUCAUGCCUCUUGAAACAGGAACUUUUCAAGUUUCAGCCUCCGAGUUAUUCAACAGUCUGCUGCCAAAUGACAUCAAACUUGAGACUAAUGCUAAAACAUUAUUUUGUGAGUAAAUUUUUUUAAUUCCGGCCGAAUCCCGGUUAGAUUAUUAUUUUUGACUUAUAUAUGUUCGUUUGACUUAUCGCUUUUAAGACUUACUAAUAUAAAUUUUAUAUACCUACAUGUACUUUCAUUUUCUAUCCAUAUUUCAAAUGUAUAUAUGCCAUUAGUUAGAUAGCCUUGCAAUGAAUGUAGAGCUACUCCGUCCGUAGAAAAAACAUCAUUAAACCGUUAUUAUUAUCAUUACCUUAUCAUAAUUAUUACUAUUAUUAUAUUAUUAUUUUUAUUAUUAUUAUGAAGAUUGGUAACAUGACUUCUUUUAUAAUUCUAAGCAGGAGCCCUGUUCUAAGUCAACUGAUAGCUAAGUUGGGUUUUCACUUUUUUAUUGCUGCGGAGCGACCGAAGGGAGCGAGCAGCAACAUAAUCAGGAUUUAAAGGAAAUAUAUAAGGGACGACGAAUUCUCGAAUUCAUCACUUUUUACCACAAUGCAUUGCAUUUAACCACACUUUUAACCACAAUGCAUUGCAUUUAACCAGAGUGCAUUGCGUCACGAACAACUCAAAUAAAAACACGGGGAAGUUCGGUGAGUGAGAGAGUGCAUCGUUCGCUGCUCAGACUUAGAGUUUUCUUUGUGGCAAAUUUUCUACAGCACGGUUAGAGGUCUUACCAAAUUUUAAGACACGCAGGAGUCUUUCAGAUGAGUACGAUCGUUAACUUGGGGAUUGGAUUUCAAUUCAAGAGCCUUUGACUCGUCCAGGUGUUAAACCUGACUAGAAGAUGAGCAUUUGCUCUUCGACUCCGCAACACGGGGGAUAUACAAAUUCCAGCUUGCUAGAAGGUGAUGUGAAAGUGAGAAAAUGUCAUGCAGUGCUAUUCUUAAGAAACUGUAUGAGGCGAAAAUGGAUGUGAUUUUGACCAUUCGCUUCAAAAUAACAGCGGAAAUCGAGACAACAAAACAUAUGUUUUGUGUCCAACUUUGCAGACGAGGACGUGUAUCGGCGUUUUGAAAAGCAUAAUUAUGUUCUUUCAUUCAUGAAAUGCGUUCACAUUGUUUUUUCACUGUUAAUAGCUCGGUUAAUGCGGCUGGCGAUCAUCUUGUCGGCGGAAGUUUCAUGGAAAAGGAAUAAAUCAAGACUCAAAGGAAUAAAUCAAGGUGUAGUGGUUAGGUGUAGUCGCGUCGAGCCGAAGGUUCAGGAUUCGAGUCCUGCCGAAUUCUAUAUUCCCCAUUUCUUUUUUUUUUUCCGUUUUUUCUGUUGUUGUUUUCUAUAAAUAUAUAGCUAAAUAACUGUUACUUAAUAAAGUGCAACAAACAGCAAGAAAAGUAUUGUGUUUCCAGAGAAAAUAUCGUGCACAGUAUAUUAAAUAUAUGGAUAAACAAUCUGAAUUUCUAUUAUUUCCUACAAUUUCCUGUGGGAAAACCAGAGUUAUAACCACUUGAUCAUUUUCUAAACAACGUUCCCACGAGUUCUUUCUAUAGACUGAUAGUAAUUAUUCUAGUACUUAAUUCCAACAUGUAAAUAGGACAUUCAACAUCAUUUUCGAUUCUUUUAGUCUCACUGCCUAACUAAUGCCAGUAUCAACAGAAUGUGCCGCAGCAUUACUAUCUUUUAGAUACCCUAGUUAUUACUAAUAUUGCCGUUAACAAUCUUCCUUUUUACUCUCGUUUUAGAACCAAAGUUGGCGUUUUUUAUUGCGGCAGUGAAAAAGUCACCCCGAUGUUAAAAAAGACUUGUCGGAGGUUCUACCCAACGGGGACAAGAUUCAUUUUUAAUAGAGAAAUUCUUACGUAA
Molecule: messenger RNA, 9829 nt
Organism: Porites lobata
Lineage: Eukaryota; Metazoa; Cnidaria; Anthozoa; Scleractinia; Poritidae
Source: the annotation of a GenBank genome assembly